Lagopus muta (rock ptarmigan) is the source of this 1903-nucleotide messenger RNA. Its product is annotated as phosphatidylinositol 3,4,5-trisphosphate 3-phosphatase TPTE2-like. Gene Ontology annotation, cellular component: membrane; cytosol. Gene Ontology annotation, biological process: transmembrane transport; protein dephosphorylation; monoatomic ion transport. Bases 224 to 1759 code for a protein of 511 amino acids. The transcript is spliced from 19 exons. NCBI's taxonomy places the organism in Eukaryota, Metazoa, Chordata, Aves, Galliformes, Phasianidae. The record is from RefSeq and is a predicted model, not a curated record. Gene Ontology annotation, molecular function: protein tyrosine/serine/threonine phosphatase activity; phosphatidylinositol-3,4,5-trisphosphate 3-phosphatase activity; protein tyrosine phosphatase activity.
CACCGCCGGAGGUGGCCGGGGCCGUAGCUGGCGACGACCGGGGUUCGGCCCGCGGGGCUCUGCUGGGCGGGGAGUGCCGGGGGCUGAGCGGGGCCGGCCCGCAGCCCGCCUUGGAGCCGCCUCUCUCCUCAGCCCUGCGGGUGAGGCUGUGCCGGGCGGGGUUUCGGAGCCCGGGAUCGGACGAGCUGGGUGCAGCAGCCGGGGCAGAGCAAGAAAAACCACAAUGACGACUGUGAGGUAUGAACAGGGGUCAGAGCUCACUGAAGCUUCGAGCUCUCCAAAAGCAAAUGAGCCCACGAUAAAGAUUGAUGAUGGUCGUGAUGAGGAUAAUGAACAGGACAGCUGUUCCAAUACCAUUAGGAGAAAAAUUUCCCCGUUUGUGAUGUCAUUUGGAUUCAGAGUAUUUGGGGUUGUGCUUAUCAUUGUGGACAUCGGAGUUGUGAUUGUGGAUCUGGCCAUCAGUGAGAAGAAAAGAGGCAUUAGAGAGAUUCUUGAAGGUGUUUCCCUGGCUAUAGCACUCUUCUUCCUCGUUGAUGUUCUCAUGAGAGUGUUUGUUGAAGGCUUCAAGAACUAUUUCCGCUCCAAACUGAAUACUUUAGAUGCACUCAUAGUAGUGGGCACUCUGCUAAUUAAUAUGACCUACUCCUUCUCUGACCUUGCUGCCACAGAUCAGAUGCCAAGAAUGGUUACUCUCCUUCGAGUUCUGAGAAUUGUCAUCUUAAUAAGAAUAUUUCGCCUGGCUUCACAGAAGAAACAACUUGAAGUGGUAACCAGAAGAAUGGUCUCUGAAAACAAAAGGCGUUACAUGAAAGAUGGCUUUGAUCUGGAUCUCACUUAUGUUACUGAUCGUGUUAUUGCAAUGUCUUUUCCAUCUUCUGGGAAGCAGUCUUUCUAUAGGAAUCCUAUAGAGGAAGUUGCAAGGUUUUUGGACACCAAGCAUGCAGACCACUAUAAAGUCUACAAUCUCUGCAGUGAAAAAGGCUAUGACCCUAAGUACUUCCACUACAGGGUAGAAAGGAUCUUUAUUGAUGACCACAAUGUUCCAGCAUUACAGGACAUGCUGAAAUUCACUGCCAGUGUCAGUGAAUGGAUGAGUCAAGAUGAGAAGAAUAUCAUAGCAAUUCACUGUAAAGGAGGCAAGGGUAGAACUGGAACAAUGGUCUGUACCUGGCUUAUACACAGUGACCAAUUUGAGAGUGCAAAGGAGAGUUUGGACUACUUUGGGGAAAGAAGAACUGACAGAACUACAAGUACCAAAUUUCAAGGAGUUGAAACUCCAUCCCAGAGUAGGUAUGUUGGGUAUUAUGAGAUCCUGAAAAACAAGUAUAACUUCAAACUCCCACCAGAGAGACAACUCAAAAUAAAAAACCUCAAAAUCCACUCUAUACAUGGAGUUGGGAAAGGCAAUGGAACUGAUAUGAAGGUGCAGAUAAUAAUGAAAAAGCAAGUUGUGUUGGAAUGUGUGUGUGCCACUCAAGGGAACUGCAAGCUCUUCUUUGAUUCUGAAAGUGACUCUGUAGUCAUUGGCUUGGAAGACAGCCCUGUUAUAAGUGGUGAUGUGAAAGUCAGAUUUGAAUCUAACUCUGAUCUUCCAAAAGGCUAUGAUAACUGCCCAUUUUUCUUCUGGUUCAACACUUCCUUUAUUGAAAAUAACAGACUGUACCUUCCCAGGAACGAGCUGGAUAACCCUCACAAGUCAAAAACAUGGAAAGUCUACAGUGAGACGUUUGCUGUAGAGAUGAACUUUACUGAGCUGUAAGGGAAAGCUGAAAGAAGGAAAAUACUUUAACUCAUCUCCUGUCCUGAUGAUGCCUUGCUGCUUCAGUGUAGUGAAGCGGUCUCACUUUGUACUUAAUGUAUUUCUAUGUAGAUACAGCUUCUCAAAUAAACUGACCUGAAGUUC